Porites evermanni is the source of this 8262-nucleotide messenger RNA. The record is from the annotation of a GenBank genome assembly. NCBI's taxonomy places the organism in Eukaryota, Metazoa, Cnidaria, Anthozoa, Scleractinia, Poritidae.
AUGACCCGAAUGCCACAGCUGGCAGUUUUAAAAUGUCUGAUCAAACGCCUGCUGCGCAAGCCUACUCGAAUCCAAGAUUGGUGCCUACAAUGUCAACCAACGUUGAGAAAGGUUAGUUGGUUUAUGCUUACUAGACUGCGUGCAGUCAGCCUUUUCUCUUAAAAUGAGACUGCUCACAGUCUAAUGCUUACUAUUCAGCAUUGUCCGUUACCCACAUUUUGACAGAGGGGGCCAUGUAAAAACGCAUGGGAAGAACCGUUUUAAGAACCUGGGUCGAGUUCCUGAACAUUAAAGCUUUGAAAUGUUCAAUGGAUUGAACUCAGCUUAGAGGUGUGUGCAGGGCAAAGGGCUGAUUUCAUGUCUUAUUAUUUACGCCAGAUAAGUAAUCUUGAAAGUCUAGUACUAUGAGCUCAUAAGCAGGUUUUGGGAUGUUGCAGGUAUUGAAAAUUCAUAAACGACUUUGAAUGAGUCUACCUGGUAUUUCAAGUAGAUUGUAGCCUGAUGUUUCAGUUGACUAGACUUUUAACUCGAAUGAACAGGUGCUGAAGAUCUAACCUGUAACAUGCAAAAAGUACAUUAUUGACAGCUGCCUCUGCCUAAGCUUAUGAUGUUCAAGCUUACUUGCUCAACAUUUCAGUGAUCAUUAACUGAGCUUAAAUCUAGAAUAGUUUUCAUUCUUUCUGAUUUUCACUGUUCUUUUAGCUUUCUAAGAGAGAUCUAGAAUUGAUUGACCACAAUUACCCAUCUUGACCUAUAAUUAACCGUAUGAAGUAGUAUGAAAUGGCUUUUUUUAUGCAAGCCACACCUCCAGCUGCACUUUCAAUGUGAAAUUACAAGUUUAUUUGUUUGUUAAACCUAGAGAUUAAAUUUGACAAGCAAUAAAUAUGAACAUUAUAUAAACAAUCAUUUUUGUGUUUCGUGAUUAUUUCCGCUUGAGACGUAGGUUAGUCAUUUUAGAGAUAGUAUCUGUCAGAAAUUCUUAUUAUUGGUCAAUCUGUUACGCUCGGUUUUCCUUUAGCAAAGUAUAAUAGCCAUUGUCUUAUUUACUCGCCAGUUUUUUUCACAUCAAUCCAGCCUAUGUAAGUUCUUUCCUUUUUUACCUUAUAAAAAGUAAUUUCAACUUUGCUGGUUAUGCUGCCCUAUCUCGGCUAAGACCACUUAUCGGUCCAGGCAGCGGAACACUGGGCAUCAUUAAAUCUCUGUAAAUUGACGCAAACGGGGUAUCGUAAAAUCGCUGUAAAUUGACGCAAACGGGGUACCGUAAAAUCUCUGUAAAUUGACGCAAACGGGGUACCGUAAAAUCGCUGUAAAUUGACGCAAACGGGGUACCGUAAAAUCGCUGUAAAUUGACGCAAACGGGGUAUCGUAAAAUCUCUGUAAAUUGACGCAAACGGGGUAUCGUAAAAUCGCUGUAAAUUGACGCAAACGGGGUACCGUAAAAUCGCUGUAAAUUGACGCAAACGGGGUACCGUAAAAUCGCUGUAAAUUGACGCAAACUGGGUAUCGUAAAAUCGCUGUAAAUUGACGCAAACGGGGUAUCGUAAAAUCGCUGUAAAUUGACGCAAACGGGGUAUCGUAAAAUCGCUGUAAAUUGACGCAAACGGGGUAUCGUAAAAUCGCUGUAAAUUGACGCAAACGGGGUAUCGUAAACACAGGACGAAACGUGUUUCCGUAUUUUGUAAACUUGACGGAAACGUGAAGUUGCUUAAAUCCAUCUCAUUUCCACCCUGCAGAAACAUGGUGAUCUAGUUUUCCAUGGCUGGGACGCAUUUCCGUUAUGUUUCCGAGUCGGAAACGAACAAUCAUGUUUGUGCAACAUUUCUGUUAUCACAUUUCCGUUCUUUCUUGUUUCCAUUACGUUUCAGGUGACCUUUUUUUUAAACCCAUGUCCAAUAUCGCAUGAUAAAUGUUUCAGAAUUUUGCCUUUGCAUACAAUCAAGGUAAAUAAAGGUAAAUUUACUCUCGAGGUCAGGCUAUUAAAUGGUCAGGCUCAUGCAUUAAAUACUCGCAAGCGUUGCAUUGAUGCAACGACUGUAGAGUGUGCGAGGUUGCCACUGUUUUCGAUUCUUAGUGAUUAAAUUGGCAGAGAAUACCAACAGCUGUCGAUAGUUGCCAGAUUGAUCUCAAUCGGUACUGCCAUAAAAAUAAAAUGAUCUUAGGCUGAGAAAACAAGAGAGAAUGGGGAGAAUGGGGCCUAGAAUAGAGCGGAGUGCUGGUCAGCGGACGUUUUUUUUGCUUGUGGUCAUUCUUUUUGGCGUCCAUUUUGAAAGUGAUUGCAACACCUUCGAAUUUGCCAGCUUCUGUAGGUUCUAGGAGCAUGGAGUCUAUAUUUUUGCUUUCCGAUUGCACCACAAGACAUCUAAGGGUUGUUAUGUAUAUUUGCCGACCCAUCGGCCUUCAGUAAUCGAUCGCUUCCCUCGUAAAGCGACCCUUUUCUGACACAGUUGAGCAGAAUAAGAGACAAAAACCUCGUGAUGGCCAAGAAUAAUUUGAAAGUUGGAGUGUUUGAUUGUGCCAAGGAUAUCCAAGACUGAAUAUUGUAACAGAGAAUACAGAUAGCAAGACGAGGUAAGCUGCCCUGAUACCAAAUCUAAGGUUCUUUAACCACUGAUCAAUAACUACUAGUACUUAGCAACUUGAAAGAGCAGUGUGACGAAAUUUGUCAAAACUACAGCAGUGGAAACCACCACCAAUCUCAGUGAAACAUAAAAAGACUGCUCAAAACAUGAAAAGAAGCUUUAAGUAACAAAGCAAAAAGCAAGAGUGAGUACAAAUAGAGAUUUUUGUUAGUGUAAAAAUGAGGAACAGAUGGACAGACCUAGAGAAAAUUGAAAAGGAUGGCAAUUGGUCCUUUUGAUGCUUUUUAGCCUGACAGUUUUCCAGAUUUCAUUUUUGUGGUCUUCAAUGUUUGAUAUAAUGCUUGGGAGACAUAUUUGUCGACACAAAGCUGGAUGAUAAGUAAUUUCUCAAGUUUCAUGGUAAAUGCGAUAUGGUCAUGUGUACACAGACAUGACAUUUUUAUAUGAAGUUACUGCACAUAUUUUCCCUUCUAUUAAUUAUUAUUUAAGUGGAAAGGUGCUGGAGCUCUAAAAAGAUGGGAUAGCACCAGUGAGGAAGAUGCAAAAAUUAAUAUGGAAGUGGCUGAUGAGAUUGUGGACAAUCCUGUUUUAACCAAGUGGUAUGGAACAUUUCCCAUUGGAGAACACGGUGUGUUCACUAUUAACAGAACAAAAGCCAAAAUGCUGCUGGGGAGGAAACUAUCACAGCAAAGAAAACCUUCCGCCUACAAGAGAAAGGUAAACAUCUUCUACUCAGCUGCAUCGAGGCAUAAUACGAAGCAUUUUUUGAUGAUCCCUAGUUUAAUAUCUCUUGGUUACACUGUAGGCUGAUUUGAAGGCAGUUCCUUCAUUAAGAGAUAUACUGGUUAGAGCCAAACUGUAGUUAAUCUCUUUAACACUACGUGUAGAUAAAUAAUUACAUUCAUGCGACACGCUUGUGGGAUCUGUGAAUGGCCUGUCACUAUUUAUUUACCAUGUUGAUAUUUUUGGACAAAGCCCCUUACUGCUUCGUGGGGAACUUUCUUUACAACCAGACUACCACAACACCUACUACAAUAUUCGAGCCUAUACAAGCUCCUUCAGGGAAAUACCAGUCAGCUCAUGUAGGAACGUACUAACACUUCUCAAUCAGAGAAUGGAAUAUUGGCAUGGCCAUAAAAUAGAACAACAAACAUGUAAAGAAACGCAACCUACACCAGGAACAAAGCAUCAGAGACUUUAUUGGCCCAUUAGAGAACGCUAUUUUUGAUCCAACACUCUGUUGGACACUGGUAUAGAACUGUGAACAUGCCUGAACAAACACCACUCAGUUACUCCAAAUAGCAGCAACUGACGAGUUCCGCUAUAGGAAUGAAACCGGUCUUGCUUAAGAAUCUCAGGGAAAAAACACCAAGUAAGAGAGAGAACUAUGGUAAAUAAAUAGUGACAGGCCAUUCACAGAUCCCGCAAGCGUGUAACCUGAAUGUAAUUACUUAUCUACACGUAGUGUUAAAGAGAUUAACUACAGCUUGGCUCUAACCAGUAUAUCUCUUAAUGAAAUCGUGCACAAAAUUGACCAUUCGGAGGCCUUUGUCAUUUGACUUUAUAACAACUGCUGCAUUGGUAAAUUUCUUCAUGGAUUUACCGAAAUUUUUUACCUGCUCAAAAGCAUCCAUAGGCACAAAUGGGGGCGAAACAGAAAAGUCCUCUGAAAAUUGAGUGUUUUCAUCUGGUGCGAAAGUGUCUAAAAUAGAACUACACGAGCUUGCUUGUUGGUCGAUCAGCUCAGUCUGGACUGUCUCAAUAUUAAGGCUAUUUAGCUUUUCAACCUUUGCUUUCGUGUAGCUUCUAACAGGAUCAGGGUCGUAAACUUUCUCUCUAUAGUAAGGAAUCGCGCUGAAUGCCUUAACCCUGCCCCAGAAAAGAAAGAAAUCUCAAAUUAAAAGCAGAAAAAAAAGAUUUUACCCAAAACGAAAUUCUUUUGACUAGCGUGGAAGGUUAUAUAACAGUGUUUAUGUAACGCAGGUGCAGGAUCUUACACUAUAAAAUUUGAACUAUGAUAUAGCUUCUAUAUAGCGGAACAAGAUACGGCUCGGUACAGUUUAUGAGGGUGCAAAUGGGGUUAACAGUUACUGAUAAUUAGCCAAAAAAUAGUAGUUCACUGAUAUUCGGCCAAAAAAAUAGUAGUUAAGGUGAUUCGACCCAGUUAUUUUUUCAGGGUACCAUCAUACUUUGAAGCUCUCUGGUAUCCCCACCUUUACUUUGAUCGUAAGUCUAACAUAUAGCAUGGAUAACAUAUAGAUCAAUCUAAAAUAUAGCAUAAAAUUUUUUGGCGAUCGGAGUAAAUGUCAGGUGGUUAUAGAUAUUUGAUGACGUUUGUCAGCGUUUAAGAGUUCUUCUCACGAAAAACGCAUUUUCUUAAAAAUUCGUAGCUUUUUUUCCUUCAAAUUUUUUCAGGGCCACAAUUGAUUAACUAACUACCCGGAUUCUGAAUUUUAUGGUCAUUAAAAAACUGUGACAUUAUCUUCUAUAAGCCCAACCUUGAGUAAACAUUGAAGAUUUUUAGCGUUUUGCCUGAGUUUGUGUUUUGGGAGUUUUCCAGUGUUUCUAGUCUGUCAUGAUACAGCAUUCUUGUUCAGCACGCAUGCAAUCACCGCGCUUGCUGACUUGCGAAUGCUCACUGGGAUAUGAUAAUUUUGGUACGGUGAAAACAGAAGGGAUUCCUGUGAUGUAACGUCUAGACAUGAACACCCUCAGCGCUUUGUAUACUGCAGGUGGUACAAGGGCUUUGCUAACAAUUUUAGCAUUACCUCUAAGCAAGACAAGCAAGAAAGAUUCUAGAGCGAAACCAAGAGUCACAAUAAACUGACGGUGCUUAUAAGUGUAGUUAAUUUUUCCACUACCAGAUAAAAAGAUAAGUAAUGAAUUGGUUUAAUUAAUGGCUUUCAUUAAACCUACGUAAAAAUGAUAUUUUUUUAAUAGCAAGAAGAUUUAGUGUGUAGCAUUUCUUGAUUUUUUUGCAAAGGCACAACAAGCACGAAAAUUGAUAAAAAAUCGUGAGUUUAACCUCUAUAUAUCAUGAGAAAUCCUCGUUAGAGCAAAACUAUAAGGUCAAGUAUCACACUAUCACGAGCUUAUGAGUCAUGUUUGGCCUGUCAACACCUUCCACCUAUAACUAUUGAUAUUUUUAGACAGCACUCUGUCAUAACUUGUGGGAAGAAACCUCAUCAACAGAAAUGUACUCGGGUGAUUUUGAGAAGUAUACGAGAAAAUACUCCUAAUCUAUGGGGAAGGUUUCUCUCAAACUCUCUCAGACACUAGGAAACGCUAGGGACUUUGAAUGUUAACAUCAUAUUAUCCACUCCCCUCAGGGCUUUUCAGGGAUAAUUAACAACACUGGUUGGGGGACUUUGCCAGACUGCUUAAGGUGCAGUUUACAAGCAAUGAAGGAAUGAGUAGCGAUGCCCCCAUACAUGAGUGUGAAAGUGAGAUAGACCACUACACCGGGCACUACGUGCCCUACUCUUUACGAAGAGUGUGUGGGUUCUUUAACGUCCCACUGAUUUUUUAUUACAUGUGCAAGGGCUUGUGAGACGGGGCCUAUGGUUUAUCGUCCUUAUGCGAGAAGACUAGAAAGUCAAACCGUUUGGAGAUGUUAUUACAAAGGCAGCACUUUCUCCUCAGUUAUUUAAAGACCCUGAAUGUUGGUCUGGCCAGGGUUUGAACCUACGGCCUCCCGCUCAGCAGACCCUUUGCAUCACUACUAUCCAGUGAGAUACUAUCACUCCCGUUCCCCAAAAACUAGCUUUUUUGACCUUAAAGAUGACACAAAACAAUGCGGAUCAAAGCUACAAUUACGCUGUUGGUUACUUUUCCACCAGCCAAUGGCAAGCCAGCAUUUUCGACCCUAGCCACCAGUAUUUGUAAAGCCAUUUUCACUCUACACACCCAAGACUUUACCAUAGCAGCAACUGACGAGGAAUGCUGUAGUUCCGAAACUGCAGUCUUGCUUAAGAAACCACUUGUUAGAACCUUACUAUGAGUGAAAACUUAGAGAAAAACCUGCAAGAGAUGUUUGACGGUAAACGUCUCAGUAGACGAUGAACAAUUGAACUCCAUAGCAGAGGAUGACUCUCUGUUAGAGUCAAACGGCGAUAAAGUGAGCGGCCAACGUAGUCCACCACCAGAGCGUCAUAACCAAAAGCGAAGACAUGACAACCAGAACACACGCAGCCGCCAGCAACAAAGCAGAGCAAGCGGAGCCAGCAAAGGAUAACAGCCUGCCAACGAAACCACAUUCCAAGCAAGGAGGAGUUCCCAAAAGAAACCCUUUUAGACAACGUCCACGCCGCACCGCCUCGGAUUGUGAUGACAUCUCUCGCAUGAAAGACAAAAUAGAGAGCUCCGAACAAUCAGUCAUUAAACUGAAAAGACAAAUGGAAAACAGCACUUGGCCGCCAGACUUGAAUUACGAUGCAAAAGCGAACAUUUUUCCACACGAGGACUUUAAUUCUGACAUUAAAGCCAUCCAAAAGGAGGCUGAGCAGAAAUUUCUAGGAGCGCUCAUUAAGUUUCACAACUGUCGCAUCGACCGCAACCAGGCACAAUUGCGAAAAGCCAAAUCUUGUAAUAAGAAUACAUCAGUUAAAGGACGCAAAAGUCAAUCUGAAUCAUGCAACAUUCCAGAAAGUUUAAAAGCAAUAACAGCUAACCUAGAGAAACGUCUUGAAGAAGUAAAUGCAACGUUGUACGACCUUAAAGAGGCAAACAAUAAAACAGUUGAAACUUACACUCAUGUGGUCUCUGAGUCAGGGUCUAGUAAUAAGGACUACGGCAUUAGAAAGCGCAAAUCUAAGAACAAAAAACACCCAGAAAGACAAAAGAAAACCCACAAAGAUAUUAGAGCUAUGAAAACAGAAUCCACAAUCUGGGAACCACCAGUUCAGCAGUCUGUUACCCUAGAGAGCUAUCUAGAAAAAAUUAAAAUACAACUUGCGCACACACAGAUAACCAAAGCUAUACCCAACCUAUCGCUAAAUGAGAGAAAAGCUAUCCCAGAGCUAAAAACAACUCUGAAAAUAACGUCAAGAAAGCGGAUAAAGGUACUACCACAGUCAUAAUGAACAAACUAGAUAAAACACAAGAGGGGCAGACCCUAUUAGACUGUGGAAAUAACUACACAAACCUCCAAGACCCCAUGGCAGGGGCUACUUUCCAAAAAGUGAAACAAAUAGUCGAAGAACUACAUUAGGGAAGUUUUAUUGACGAAAUGACAGUUAAAUGGUUAUCACAGACACCUAACCCACCCAGAAUACCUGUCUUCUACACUCUCACAGAGAUUCAUAAGCCAACCCCUGUUGGCUGUCCUAUAGUGGCAGAAAACGAUGGACCCACCGAAUGAAUAUCAUCAUUCGUUGAUAGCCUACUUCAGCCUAUAGCUAAGUCACAAAAGUCCUAUCUUAAGGACACAAUUAGCUUUGUUCACUUCAUAGAAAGGAGAAACCUCCCAGAGGACGUUUUCCUGGUCUCUUUAGACGUUGCUAGCCUGUACAUAAAUUUCCCACAGGAAGAGGGAAUAAACACAGUAUGCAAAGCAUACCAGAGUUUCUACGGGGAAAACACCCCUAUCCCCACCCAAUCCCUCAGAAGAAUCCUUAAACUACUUCUUAAAGAGAACUCAUUUGAAUUCAAUGGCAAAACUAUCUCCAAACACACGGAACCUUAA